This is a messenger RNA of Tarenaya hassleriana, 653 nucleotides long. Its product is annotated as nuclear transport factor 2. Bases 75 to 458 code for a protein of 127 amino acids. The record is from RefSeq and is a predicted model, not a curated record. The transcript has 2 exons. Gene Ontology annotation, biological process: nucleocytoplasmic transport. Gene Ontology annotation, cellular component: nuclear pore central transport channel. Lineage: Eukaryota; Viridiplantae; Streptophyta; Magnoliopsida; Brassicales; Cleomaceae.
CAAUUCGUUCACACAAACCCUCGAACCCAGAAAGAGAGAAAAAAAAUUCUCGGCUGCUUCUGUCGGCGGAGAAUAUGGCGGCCCAGAUGGAUCCGGACGCGGUGGCGAAGGCCUUCGUGGAGCACUACUACUCGACCUUCGACACGAACCGUGGCGGACUAGCGAAUCUCUACCAGGAUUCGUCCAUGCUCACCUUCGAAGGCCAGAAGAUCCAAGGCGUUCAGAGCAUCGUCUCCAAGCUCACUUCCCUUCCCUUUCAGCAAUGUCAACACCACAUCUCCACCGUAGAUUGCCAGCCGUCCGGUCCCGCCUCAGGCAUGCUCGUCUUCGUCUCCGGCAAUCUCCUCCUCGCCGGCGAGCAGCACCCCCUAAAGUUCAGCCAGAUGUUCCAUUUGAUGCCUUCACCACAAGGAAGCUUCUACGUGCAGAACGACAUAUUCAGGUUGAACUAUGCCUGAAACUGGAUCUGCUUUCUCGUGGAAACAGAGGAAUGUUCUUUUGUUUGAUCGCCACUACCAUGUACACUGAUUCAUUUGAUUAAAGGCAGAUGAUCAAUGGAUUGUGUGUUGUUGUUGUUUUUUGGGGAAAAAAAUAAUAUUAUGUACAAAUUUGAAAGGUAAUACACUGUUUUUAGAUAGCUAAUUUGUUAUGAA